Thrips palmi is the source of this 1537-nucleotide messenger RNA. RefSeq names its product crustapain-like. The transcript is spliced from 8 exons. The annotation marks the transcript as partial. Gene Ontology annotation, cellular component: lysosome. Gene Ontology annotation, molecular function: cysteine-type endopeptidase activity. Lineage: Eukaryota; Metazoa; Arthropoda; Insecta; Thysanoptera; Thripidae. The record is from RefSeq and is a predicted model, not a curated record.
ACCUCCACGACGGCGUCCUCGAAACCGGAUUCGUCGACGGCGUCCUCCGCCGCGUCCUCCAAUGCGUCCCGGGCGCGGCCCUUCCUCAACGCCACGACGCCGACGUCCAGGAGGGCUGCGGUCCGUGGUCGCCUGCUGGACGACGCGGAGCCGGCGUGGGCCUCCCUGCCCUCCUACGAAGAUGCCUCCACGACGGCCGCCACCAGUGCCACCGGUGCCACCGCUACACCCGCGGCCAGGGGAGUGUCCCGGUCCGUGCUGUCCGAGUGGGAGGAGUUCAAGAGGAAACACAACAGGACGUACCACACCCGCGACGAGUUGAAGAGGAUGGCGUCGCUGCGGCGGUCCCACGGCCUCAACACGUCGCUAGACACGCACCACUCGGACGAGGACCGGAUGAACGUGUUCAUAGGCCGCAAGAUGGUCAUCGAAGAGUUCAACAAACAAUCCAAGUCCUUCAAGAGAGCCCUGAACCAGUUUGCCGAUUUGUCGCCGCAGGAGGUGGUGACGAAGCACACGGGGCUGCUGCUGACAGGCCGCAAGCCCAAGGGCAUGCCCUUCGACCACAAGACCAGCGGGCGCCUCCUGCCCGUCGUGCCCCGCCGCUUCGACUGGAGGGAGAAGGGCGCCCUGACCGAGCCCAGGAACCAGGCCACCUGUGGCUGCUGCUGGGCCUUCGCCGCGACGGCCGCCCUGGAGGCCAAGAACUUCAUCCGCACGCGGCGGCUGGUGCCGCUGAGCGAGCAGAACCUCCUGGACUGCGACACGCUCAACGAGAAGUGCGACGGCGGCACGCCCUGGGACGCCUUCGACUGGGUGCAGUUCAACGGGGGUCAGGAGGAGUCCACCAACUACCCCUACGAAGUGCUGCCCGACCGCUGCCGCCAGGACAAGACGCGACUGUUCCGGAUCAACAUGCGCGGCUACAUGAGCGUGUACCCCGCCACCGAGGAGAACGUCAUGACCGCCCUGGUGACCGAGGGUCCGCUCGCCGUCGCCGUCAACCCCAAUCUGGCCUCGUUCCAGGACUACCGCGAAGGCGUGUACUCAGACCCGGAGUGCAGCUCCGCGGAGGACGAGCUGCGCCACGCCAUGCUGCUGGUGGGCUACGGCGACGACCCGGCGGACGGGCCCUUCUGGACGCUGCGCAACUCGUGGGGCCGCGACUGGGGCGAGGGCGGCCACAUCCGCGUGGCGCGGAAGGACAACCUGUGCGGCGUCACGUCCUUCGCCGUGUUCCCGGUGCUGGGCGACGCGCCGGCCGCACCGCCCGCCGCGCCUGCCACGGCCGCGCCUCCGCCCGCCUGAAGCGCAUUGCGAUGCAAAUGCCACCGGACUCUUCUUCACGUCGAAGGCUGGCCGGACUGCGCGUCGCGACGCGCCGAGUGCUAGUCACGGCCUACACUGCCAAACGCGAGGCGAGGCGCAUUAAAGUCGCCCGAAACAAACAUUCUGUUUGGCCGUUCGGCAGCACGGUAACCCCGACCCCGGCGGCGGCGGCGGCGCUAACCGCGGCCAGGCGCUAAUCAGCAGAGGC